Molecule: messenger RNA, 1443 nt
Organism: Chanos chanos (milkfish)
Lineage: Eukaryota; Metazoa; Chordata; Actinopteri; Gonorynchiformes; Chanidae
Gene: gal3st4
Product: galactose-3-O-sulfotransferase 4
Exons: 4
Coding region: 1-1443 (480 amino acids)
Biological process (GO): glycolipid biosynthetic process
Cellular component (GO): membrane
Molecular function (GO): galactosylceramide sulfotransferase activity
Source: RefSeq, a predicted model, not a curated record
AUGGUUUUCAGACGCACAGCGAGGAGGAUGCGGUGGCUGGGCUGUUACCGGUUUGGGCCGCUGUGGAAGGCAUUACUUGUCUUUGUGGCCAUUGCCUUUGCGGGUCAAUUGCUGGGCGUCAUUUUCAACAAAAGCUGGAUGCAACCAGAGAGGCCUCGUUCUCUGUUCUCCCUGUCUGAGAACUCCCAGGGGCCCUCGCUGGGCUCCUGCCGUCCACACACUCAUGUCAUGUUCCUGAAGACCCACAAGACAGCUAGCAGCACCGUGCUUAACAUGCUCUACCGAUUCGGUGAGGAGAGAGGCCUGCGUUUUGCCCUUCCCGUUGGCUACCAGUUUGGUUACCCGCUGCCUUUCAACGCCCAUCGGGUCAAAGGCUACCGGGGGCCCCAUGUGACUGAGUUCAACGUCAUGGGAAACCACAUGCGCUUUAACAAACCAGAGGUUGAGAAGAUAAUGCCAACAGACACAUUCUACUUCUCCAUAGUGCGAGACCCAGUGGCCUUGGCCGAGUCGUCCUAUGCCUACUACAAAGCCGUGGCGCCUGCCUUCAAACGGGUGAAAGGGCUCGGUGAGUUCGCCAACAACCCCUGGCGCUACUACGACCCACGGCUUCGCAACAACCACUACGCUCGCAACCUUCUCUGGUUUGACUUUGGCCUGGACCACAACGCCAACUUCUCAUUGGCUCUCGCGAGGCGAGGCGAGGCAGCCAUUCGGCGGGCCUUCAAUCUUAUCCUGCUGUCGGAGCACUUUGACCAGUCCAUGGUGCUGCUCCGGCAUGCCCUCUGCUGGCCUCUUGACGCCGUGGUCUCCUUCAGCCUGAAUGCACGGCAGCAGAAGCCCACCGGAGGUGUGAGCUGGGUGGGAAAGAGUGGGCCCUUGGCCUCGCUGGCCCUGACGGACGAACAGAGGCAGAAACUACGGGAGUGGAACGCUCUGGAUUGGCACCUGUACCAGGCCUUCAACCGCACCUUCUGGGAGGAGGUGGAGCGAUUCGGCCGUUCCCGCAUGGAGGCAGAGGUUGCUCUGCUGAGGACCAGACGGGAGGUCCUGGCCCAAGUGUGCCUACGCGAUGGGGGACGGCCCGUGGAGGCCAGCCGUAUCCGAGACAAAGCCAUACGGCCCUUUCAGAGCGGACUGGUGAAGAUCCUGGGCUACGAGCUUCAGCCCGGUCUGGACAACGCCACACGUCAGGCUUGCCUGCGCAUGAUUCGCCCGGAAAUCCAGUACAAGGACUUGCUGGAUUUAAGGCAGUUCCCCCGUGCGCAGCAGCCCCCGGGGGCGGGCAUUGCAGCCGGGGGGUUCUCUUUCAGGAAGGACUCUUUACCCCUGAGAAAGGGAGAGCAGGUCGGAGGGGUGUCGGUGGAGAGGGACUGGGAUGGAACCAGACUGGUUCAGAAUCUGUCCUCUUUACAAAUUAAUGUGAAGGGAAGGCUGAGAUAG